AUUUGUGUUGGACGCAAGGUCACACGCAUGCAGAGCCGUUUGAUGCUCGAUUUGUCUGUUUCGUAUCGUACUCCUCCGUUCAGACAGGAACGACGCCAGCAAGCAUGCCAACAACGUUGUGCCGGCCCUACUCUAGGGGCUGGUGCCAACAUUAUUCCAAAGCGGUCGCGCGUACCGCCCACCGGUAAUUAAUUAAUAGUACGACACUACGCGAUAUCAGCAAAUUUAGGUGCAAAACUCGAAAACUCGCCUGCUAGAAGUUACUGUUUCUAGGUCACCAUGUUCUUGUAUCGUGAUUUUAGUCUGUUAGUUAGUUAAUGACGCAGUCGUGACGACUUUGUGGUUAGACGAAAGCAUCACAAAAAUGUUUUUGCGAUUACGUGCACGUCACCGGUUGUCGGAGGCAGGAUAGUCAGUUGUUGAGAAGAGGGCUGUGGUUGUCGAGCUGCCUGUGGAACACUACACAUGGCCACGGGCGGUCGUCGCUUUCGUAGUUUCGUUGUGCUUCUCGCUGUUUGUCUCACUCUCUCAGUCUCCGUUGCGUUACCAACAACCCCAGUGACAUCUUCACAAUCAUCAUCAUCAUCCGACGACAAACUAUCUAUAAGCUGCUUGUCUGGAAAUUGUCAACAUGACACCACAACUGUUACAGUUGGAGGAAAGAUACACUUUCGCUGUCUAACAGCAGAAGGACAUGAUGUGUCUCAAAAAAUUUCCUGGUUCCACAAUGGCAGGAACAUAUUGAACAGACCUUGUGAUACUAAUAGUAUUACUUUACAAGAGCCGUGCAUCAUGUCGGGUGCACACUUUGAGACACUAGUUAUUAAUUCAUUGUCGACAUCUGAUGCUGGAAAUUUCAAGUGUUGUUAUGCUAACUGUGUUAGCUCUUCACAAGAUAUUUCAGUCACUGUGCUCCCGACAUUGAUCAUCACAAAACCAAUACUGCCAAAGAAACAACUUUCACCUGCACCUACAACAAGUACUAACACGCUGAGAUCAACGUCUGCAAUCAGCACUCCUGUACCAUUAGCUAUUCAAUCGGUAGAUCCUACGUUCUCUGCUCCAAUGAAAGGGACUGAGAUGUUUACCAGGUUUCAGAGUGUUACAGAAGGGAUCACCCCUGAACCUACGGAGACAACAAUGGUGGAUCCUGAACGUACGAUGUACUUUGGACCUACUAAAUCUGUGGUGGACAAAACUGUCAUAGGAAACAACAAAGAUAGUGGAGGAAACCUUGAUGGAAAAGUGUGGGUCAUUGCUGGUACCUUUGUCGGUGGUCUUAUAUUCGUCGUCGUCGUCAUCGUCAUCGUCUGUGUGGUAGUGUUCACUGAUAGAUGCAAGCAACCACCAGAAGGAAAUAGUAGUGAAGAACCUUUGUCUCGACUAUCUAACUCUGACAACUGUGACACUAUUACUAGCAUCGAAGGCCAUCCACAAGACGAGCUUGUUUCCAUGCAGCCCAGUUGUGAUGAGAGUCGGCAUGAUGCUCCCAUUUCGCCGAUCCAAGCGGACAGCCUGGUUCGAGUUCAUCACCUUGAAGACAUGGAGAAGCGAAUUAGAGGUGAUAUUAGUCAAACUGGAAAUCAACUUGGCAAGCAAGUAGUAGAUGUCGGCAAGCAAGUAGUAGAUGUCGGUGAUCAAGUUGCUGACCUUGGAGAUGAACUUGCUGAACGUGGCAAUCAACCGAGAAACAAUAACAAUGCACCUAUGGUGCAGACAAGUUCCAUCCCAACAGAAACAGCCUUAUAAUGUUGUAUAAAUAUUGAUUUUAUAUGCAAUGUUUUGAGGCUGGGGUUUCCUCAAUUACUAGUUUUAUAUUGUAUAUAACUCAAAUUCGACUAAUUAACGACAAGAUUGAUCUCUUGUGUACAGUGACAUUUUAGAAAACAUGCUGAUUGGAUGGCUUCUCAGUCAUCCCACAUCUCAUCCUUUCCCCUUGCACAGGACCUACAUGUAGACCCUAGCAACAUUUAGAUGUUCGGUACAGA
Messenger RNA from Corticium candelabrum, 1988 nucleotides. RefSeq lists its product as uncharacterized. The record is from RefSeq and is a predicted model, not a curated record. Lineage: Eukaryota; Metazoa; Porifera; Homoscleromorpha; Homosclerophorida; Plakinidae. The transcript is spliced from 3 exons. Bases 466 to 1749 code for a protein of 427 amino acids.